Messenger RNA from Gallus gallus (chicken), 3926 nucleotides. RefSeq names its product beta-1,3-glucuronyltransferase 1 (gene B3GAT1). Gene Ontology annotation, cellular component: Golgi membrane. Gene Ontology annotation, biological process: carbohydrate metabolic process; chondroitin sulfate proteoglycan biosynthetic process. The coding region runs from base 618 to 1622 and encodes 334 amino acids. NCBI's taxonomy places the organism in Eukaryota, Metazoa, Chordata, Aves, Galliformes, Phasianidae. The transcript has 7 exons. Gene Ontology annotation, molecular function: galactosylgalactosylxylosylprotein 3-beta-glucuronosyltransferase activity. The record is from RefSeq and is marked validated.
CCUUCCUCCCGCAUCCCGUUGGCCGCCUCCUCCUCCUCCCUGUUUGCACGCUCCCUCCCUCUCUCAUUCUUUCUUUCCCUUACCGCCACGCUGCAGAGAGGCAGACCUGGGGAACUGAUGGUCCACGGAGGAGGAAGGAGAUCUGCCCUGCAUUUCUUUGAGAGUGAAACGGAGAGGCAGAGAUACGAUGAAGGAGCGUUUUUGUUGCUGCCUGGAUUAAGAAAGAAUACAUAGAAAAAAAAACUAACCAAACAAACAAAUCCGGACCCAACAAACAAGGAAAAAGGGAGGAGAGGAGGAGAAGGAGGAGGUUGCUGGGGGGAGCCCGCUCCAGUGGGUGAACAGCUGCUUUGAAUCGUGCCUCUGUUCCCAGGGAUUAAAGCAUGAAUGGGAGCAGCCUCCCAGCCACGAUGGAGAGAGAAGGCGGUUCAGACUGUGGGAAUAAGGUUUCCUGCCAGAUGGGUGCCUGAGGUUCCUGCUGGAGGCCCCAACAGCAUCCCGUAGAAGUGCUCUCAAGCCUCUGGUCCCAGCAGCUGAGGCCCCUCCAAACCUGCUUCUGCAAUGGGUGGGUUGUAAGCACUGGUAAUGAGGAGCUGUGGGUCCAGUCAGUCUUGGAGAUGCCGAAGAGACGAGACAUCCUGGCUAUCGUGCUGAUAGUUCUGCCCUGGACACUACUAAUCACCGUCUGGCACCAGAGCACCAUUGCUCCACUGCUUGCAGUGCACAAGGAUGAUGGUGGUGACUCCCGGCGUGAUCUCGCUGCAGGCUUGGACUCCAAGGAAUACUGCUUGUCGGACCGGGACAUUGUGGAGGUGGUGAGGACAGAAUAUGUUUAUACUCGCCCACCCCCGUGGUCAGACACCCUUCCCACUAUCCACGUCAUUACACCCACCUACAGCCGGCCCGUGCAGAAAGCAGAGCUGACGCGCCUGGCCAACACCCUCCUGCAUGUGCCAAACCUGCACUGGAUCCUGGUGGAGGACUCCCAGCGGCGCACACCCCUCAUCACCCGGCUGCUACGGGACACGGGGCUCAACUACACCCACCUCAACGUGGAGACCCCUCGCAACUACAAGCUGCGGGGAGACAUGAGGGACCCCCGCAUCCCCCGGGGGACCAUGCAGAGGAACCUUGCCCUGAGGUGGCUGAGAGAGACCUUUAACAAAAACAACAGUCAGCCUGGGAUUGUUUACUUUGCUGAUGAUGAUAACACCUACAGCCUGGAGCUCUUCGAGGAGAUGCGCAGCACCAGAAAGGUGUCGGUGUGGCCAGUAGCCUUCGUUGGUGGCUUGCGCUACGAGUCCCCCAAAGUGAAUGCUGCAGGGAAGGUCUACGGCUGGAAAACUGUGUUUGACCCCCAUCGCCCCUUUGCUAUAGACAUGGCAGGGUUUGCUGUGAACCUCAGGCUGAUCCUUCAGCGAUCUCAGGCGUACUUCAAGCUGCGAGGAGUGAAGGGAGGCUACCAGGAGAGCAGCCUGCUGCGGGAGCUGGUCACCCUGAACGACCUUGAGCCAAAAGCUGCCAAUUGCACUAAGAUUUUAGUCUGGCACACGAGGACAGAAAAGCCUGUGCUGGUGAAUGAGGGGAAGAAAGGAUUCACAGAUCCCAAUGUGGAAAUCUGAGCGUGCACAGCUGAGCGGAGACCAACACCAGAAGAUUUCCUCAUGCACAGCCUCCAAGGUUCCUCCCCCCAGCAUACAGCCAGACAUGCAGUAGCCAGGACCUCUGCUGACUUCCAAGAGUUUUAGUGUACUGAAAGCAAGCAACACUGCAUACAUAAACUACCCGGAUCUCCCUGCCCUUCCUCCUGGACUCUAAGCAGAACCUGAUGCUCUGGGGAUGGAGAAAAAGCACAGAAAUACAGGACUGAACUUCCCUACAGGAGCAGCUGCCCCACGAGACGCUCGGUUUGGGAGAAGUGCACGAUGCACUGAAGAUGCAGCCCGGCUGGAAGGGCAGCCCAGACUGAGCGGGCUGUUAUACGGGACCUGAGAGUGAGGGUGAGAAUGCACACGUGGGUGUGCUGGCCCUGAUGACUUGCCCUUCCCAGACAUGCACCCUGCGGCUAUGUGUCCAACAGCCAGAGCAGCUCCCUGCUGACAGAGGGGACGGCUGCCUUCUGAGAUGGCACCUUAGCCCUUAAUUCUAAACCUACUUUAAUCAGUGUUUAUUACGCUGCACAAGACAGGAAGGCUUUGGGGGAGAGUGAAAAGCAAGGCAGGUUAGAACAAACCCGAAUGUACAUCUGUUUGUUGUGCCCCCUUCUCCUUCCCCUUAUUUGGCUCCAUGGUUUGGAGGGUACCCUGUGCUCCUGGAUGGAGUUACACGCACAGCAUAGGGCUCUUGAUGCUAAAAGAGCUGUGGGUGGGUCCUAAAGAGAUUGUUGUGGCCAUACACCAUAAUAUUUCAUCUGGGCUCAGAUCUUAGUUCUAUUUAACUCUCAUUUGGUUCACGUGAGCAUUAGGUGUGGGGUUCUCAGAAGGGUGCUUCUACAUAAAGCCAAAUUUCUAUUCUCCAAAAAAUAAAGUUAACUGCUUAAAACCAGGGACUGAACAAGAAUUUAGUGCAUUCACCAACUGAGUGGAGCGUAUCCUCCAGCUCCUCUUUUAGGGCUGGACUGGUGUGCAAAUCCACGCUAGAGCCAGUCAGGAGUUAACUAGUGGGAAUAGAGCAGCACCCUUGUAAAGGGAUCCUGUGCUCAGAGUGCUCUGUUCCCUCCACCUCUGGCUCCAGGUAGGUUGAAAAACUAAGUAGAAUGUUAGUUGCCUCUUCCCUGCUCUGUAACAUCAAAGGACCUGAGACAGCAUUGAUGAAAGGGUAUUCUCUGAUGAAACUCUAUCUUGCUCCUCAGCAAGAGGCACGUGGCUGAGCAAUGCAGAGGAGGAACCUGAGUGCUGCUACCUUGGCUGACUCUAUUUGAAAAUGACCAACUUGCUGAGGAAGAAAUGAAGGUACAGCUUAGCCCUUCUCCCUGCCUCCAGCCAGCAAACACCCAAAAAACCCUUAAUACAUUCAACUCUUAAUACCCUCCCCUCACAGCUGUCAAACAUCUGAUCAACCCCCACUGCCCCAAUUCUUUCAGAAGGGUCUGAAGCACAAUUUUCCCUUCAAGUUGAGGGAAAAUGUAAUCCCAGAUUUGGUUCUUUGUAGCCCUAACGCAUAGAAUUAUUGCAGUACUACAGAGGGGACUGUUAGCUUCACAAGUCUCCCCUUGGACUAAUGGUUGUGCAUUCCCUAAUAUGUAAAGAAACAUUUGGGUUUUUUUUCCAAGUUAUUUUCUCCCACUGUCUUUCAGAAUCAAUGGGGGAAAGCUGCAUUGCUCAGCUGUCAGUCACAAAGCCUUGCUACACAGCCUUUAUAAUAAUGUUCUUUUAGAUGCAUUGGCUGAAGCGCUACUGGGAUAGCAAGCAUCCAGUUCCACUGGCCCCUCUAUGGGAACAGGCACUGUUACCUUGUGCUAAAAUGGGAGCUCUCUGCAUUUGAGCAGACUGAUUCUGUUCUUGUAUGAGCAUCCCAACCUCAGUUCAGUCUGCACACCCUAGAGUGGAAAGAGACAUUGUUAAAGGCAUACAGAUUCUUCUGCUAAGGUAGUUCCCAACUGAUGGCCUCUCCUAGCUGCAUGUUUUCAUUCACUGACAUCAGCUCCAGCUCCUGCUGAGCUGCAGCCUUCCCUCCUUGGAAGGAAAUAACUUCCAGAAAAACACAAAGGCCCAAGUCCUGACCACAGCCCUGCUUUUACACUCCUCAAAGUCGGGCCCUUCCAACCUGCACAGCAGCACUGUGGGUCUGGGGAGCAGAGAUGCGCACGCUCAGUGAGACCAGCUCUGGUCAGGGUGGGGUGUAUUACAGCCGCACUGUCUGUUCUCAGUUUUAAAUAAACUGUAUUUAAAUUUGUUAAAUAAAAUUAAGUAUGGUUUUUAAGAGCU